GUGGAGGUGGAGAGCCGGCCUUCCGGGACAGCUUAAGAAAGUUUGCAAGAGGCAGCGUCGGGGCUUUGGACGGAGAGCCAGACGGAGGUAGGAGCGGUGGUGGAAGCUUUCUCUCCUUGCCCUGCUCUUCUCCUGCCAGCCAUGGAGGCCAGAGAGGACCCUGAAGGCGCCGGCUCCUGCGAGGGGGCCUUUGCUGAAGCCCGGCGGUGGGUUGAGGCAGUUACUGGGAAAAGUUUUGGAAACAAGGAUUUUCGUGCCGCUUUGGAAAAUGGAGUCUUGUUGUGCGAUCUAAUUAACAAGAUCAAACCUGGCAUCAUUAAAAAAAUUAACCGUCUGUCAACACCAAUAGCUGGGCUGGAUAAUAUAAAUGUGUUUUUGAAAGCUUGUGGAAAUCUUGGAUUAAAAGAAGCUCAGCUUUUUCAUCCUGGUGACCUUCAGGAUUUAUCGAAUCGAGUUACUGUCAAGCAAGAAGAGACCAACAGAAGAGUGAAAAAUGUUUUGAUUACACUAUAUUGGUUGGGGAGGAAAGCGCACAACAACCCUUAUUAUAAUGGACCACACCUCAAUUUAAAAGCCUUUGAGAAAUUAUUAGGACAAGCCUUGGUAAAGGCUCUUGGAGAAUCCUGUAGCCCUAAAAGAAGUGGAAGGGAUAGCGGUUACGGUGAUAUUUGGUAUCUAGAACGCAGUGACACGCUGCCUUCAUCGAUCAGCCAUAAGAGAGACGAUUCCUUUGAUAGCUUGGACUCUUUUGGCUCCAGGUCCUCUGCAAGUUUCUCAUCAGACAUAACUUUGAAAGGUGGCAGUGAAGAUUGUGAAAGUGACAUAGAUUCCGAAACACACACAAGGAUGAACGAACCCCAGAAAGAUGGCAUGUCAUACCGCAGAGCUGCCUUAAUUGAACCCAAGCCUGCUGCAGAGUUCAAUCGCUUCUUGCCCAACAGAACCAAACCUCCAACGUAUAUGCCAGCACCCUUGAGGAAGAGAAGGACAGAGAAGAAUGAGGACAACAGAAGAAGCUGGGCAAGUCCUGUGUUCACUGAGCCAGAUGGAACAUUUUCAAGUCACCAGAGAACAGCUUUGGAGCGAGAGAUGGAAUGCAAGUCAACAGACAAUAUUCUUUCAGACUUCUCCAACUAUUUUGAGGAGGAGGAGGAGGAGGAGGAAGAAGAAAGAACAAUAGGCACACCAGACAUUGAAACAGAUGACCUUUAUGUUCGUAAAAUCAAUGCUACGAUGUCAAAUGUAAAAGCCUUUUCCCAUAAGUUUCUUCCUAAGUCUUGGAUUCCAGGGGAAGAACUGCACUGGAAAAAAGCAAAGAGGAUAUCUUUUUCGAAAGAAUGGUAUAAGGAGAUACAAGGAUUCAGUAGAAGCACAAAUUCUGAAGAGAACCUUUCAAGAGGCCAGCGACACAGUAACAGCACCGGUAGCCUGGAUGACAGUUGCAGAGAAGACUCAGACUUUAUUAAACAAGUAGCCACGUGUGCUGCAAAAUCAGUACCACAAGCUGGAGAAGAGAAAAUUAAUUAUUCUUCCGAUCUGCCAAGUCAGUUUUUAUUUCUUCGUGCACUGCAAAAAUAUUCUGAUGACUGCUUGUCCUCUGGAACUAGAACCAAAAUUGAUCCUGCUUCAGGUCCUAGGCUUGUUACAUGCAGAAAAAAUAAUUAUUUUGGGCCUGGACAUGAUCAAAGCAACAAUGAAAAUGGAGACUUUUAUCCAGAUUUGGAGAAUGAUGAUUUGUUUGUUCGCAAGACUGGUGCUUCCCAUAUGAAUCUAGUCAUGGUUCAGGAUCUUGAGUAUUUUAGAAAGUUCUAUAACCAAGGUCCUCACUUGGAAGGAGAAAUCGUUCUCCAGCCCAGAGAUGGUGAAUCUGUGAUUCCGGAUUUAGAAAAAGAUGAUCUUACAGUUCGCAAAGCUCAACUACAGAAGAAAGAAGUGUCUUUAUCGGGUGCCCCGGAUAGAUAUCAACCUGCCCUUUUUCCGGAUCCAUGGAGUCUUCCACUAGAAAUCCAGGCUAAAUUUCUUUGUUUGCUUGAAAAGAAUACCACGACAGAUGAGAAAGAAAGUGGAGGGAAGAUCUUAUCACCCUCUUCACGACAAAAGAGGGAUGAUAUGCUGACCCGCAAAAUUGAGAUGUUAAAUGUCGGAAUUAGCAUGCAACCAACUAGCUUUGCUCCAGAAGCAUGCAGCAAAGAAGAUAUGGAAAAAUGGGAAGCAAUAAGAAAGGCCAGCAAAGUCAGACACAAGAAACGGCAAAUGGUUGAAAGGCUGUUACAAAAGAUUUCUGAUGAGCAUGGGAGUAAAUCCUUGAAUGAUGUCAGCGCAGAUGAACUGAAGACUAUCCGCCAACUACGUUAUGAGGAGUUGCAAAAAAUAAAGACUCAGCUACAAGAACAAGAUGAACAAUGGCAAGAUGAUUUGGCAAAAUGGAAAAGCAGGAGGAAAAGCCAUACCUCUGAUCUGCAGAAGAAAAAAGAGGAGAGAGAAGAAAUCGAGAGACGAAGUUCUGAGAGUUCUGAAAGACGCAGCAAAUCAUUGAGAGAAAUGCAGAAGGAAAGGGAAAGUCGAGAUGAAGUGCCCUAUGGCAGCAGUCAGAGGAGAGCAGAACACUGGCGAAUGUAUGAAUCAGCUGAUGAUGUAUUUAGCGAAGAGGAAAUGGCUUCAAGGCAACCGAAAGAUCAAAUGGUUGAAAAUGAUUCUCCACACAGCAUAAACAAGAGUGUAGAAAAUAGCAAGGAAGCUGAUAAAAAAGCAGAAAGCCAUGUAAGAGCUGAGAUGCAAAUUCCACCAAAGAAUAUGACAGAAGAAAAGAGCCAGCCUCCUUUGUCAACCUACUAUUCAGGAAAUGCACAAACUGGGUCAGCUCGGGUUUCAGCUACUCUCCCAAGAAGUUACCAGAAAACUGAUACUGCCAGGCUGACGUCUGUGGUUACACCGAGGCCUUUCGGUGUCCAUUCGAGAGGAAUCUCAUCACUUCCAAGAUCAUUUACGAUGGAUGAUGCUCAAAAAUAUAACGGAGAUAUAGACUUAUCCAAGAAAUCUCAGCCUACGUUCACCAGCCAUUCAUUCGCUAAGCCAGAAUUUGGGCAAAGCCAACCUGCAAGUGAUCUAAGUACAGAGGACAAGAUUAAAACAAUAUAUUCAGAGAAUACUUCUGCUACAAGUCAUGUUGUAGAUACUGAUCAUCCUGGUUCUAAAUCAGAACAUCAGACUACCCUCGACUCAGCUAUAACUGCAUCUUCAGUAGUGGAAGAGAGAAGCCUUCCAGGGACUGAGGUUUCAAGAUUUCAUGACCACUACAGUGAUAUGAGAAUCAGUAUAAACCAGAGACCAGGCAGCAGUCGGAGCUUUGGGUUUGAAAUACAGCAGAAUCCUUCUGGAGUCUUUGUAAAAUCAAUAGAAGAAGGUAGCCCUGCAGACUUUUGUCAGUUGAAUGUUGAGGAUGAGAUCCUGUCCCUCAAUGGUGCAGAUGUUUCAUGCAUGGACCAAAGCCAGUGGGACACAGCAAUCAAAGGUUCACUAGAAACAGGAUCCCUUGUCAUGGAUGUCAGGCGAUAUGGAAAGAAGGACUGGGGCAAAGACCAGCCUUCCCUGCCAUAUGCAAGGCACAAAAUCCUCAAUCUGACCAGUAUGGCUACCAACAUUGUAGGUACACCUGAAAACAAAUGGAUAGAUGCAACGUCUGGAGACCACACUUCACCCAAAAGUCAAUCAUCUCAGAAAGACUCUCACAACAAUAUCCAGAAUGAAGCUUCAGAAGCAAAAGUCAAUGGAUUGCUAGGAGAUACCAGUUCUAAUGAGCAAAAAGACACAGAACCUAUUUCUUUGAAAAACUUAAAAAGACGAUCACAGUUUUUUGAACAAGGAGGCUCAGAACCUGCAAUGCCUGAUCUCCCAGUCCCACCCAUCAGUGCCCCUAGCCGCUGGACCUGGGAUCAAGAAGAAGAAAGAAAAAGGCAGGAGAAGUGGCAGGCAGAACAGGAGCGCUUACUUCAAGAAAAAUACCAGCGUGAACAAGAGAGGUUGAAGGAAGAAUGGCUGAAAGCUCAACAAGAGGCAGAAAAGGAAAACAGCAAAUAUUUAAAUGAGGAGCAGACUAUAUUGCACUCAAAUACAGUAAGUGCACAGGAACCACCUGCUUUCUCAUGGGGGACAAAUGGAAGUGACAAGAACGAUUAUUUUGAGGCCAACAGAGAAUGGGAAGAGGAAAGAGAACAGGAGAAGAAGGAAAAAGAACUGGCACGUCUUGAGGCACAGAGAUUGCAAGACGAAGAAGAAGCAGCAGCAGCCUUGCAAGCAGAACAAGAGCAGAAGCUCCAGCAGUUGCAAGAAGCGGCAACCUUGCAAGCUGAGCAAGAAAGGAAGCGCCAACAGUUGCAGGAAGCGGCAGCUUUGCAAGCAGAACAAGAAAGAAAGUUCCAACAAUUGCAAGAAGAGGCAGCCUUGCAAGCAGAACAAGAGAGGAAUCUCCAACAGUUGCAGUCCAAGAAAGAAUAUAAUGUAUGGGACACGGGAUAUGGUGUGGAGGGAUUGAAGUAUAAAGAAGAGGCAGAACAGAAACCACAAAUGGAAAAAGCCAAAGGCAUUACAGCACAAAGGUCCCAGUAUCAAAGGCAUUAUGAAGCAACAAGAAGUAUCGAUGAGCAACCAAGUCACUUCAAUGCUGACAGAAAUAAAUCCCGAUCAACCACAGAUCUAGAUGAUCAUCAUAUCAAUAGAAAUGGUGUAAAGAGCAAAUUUUCUGAGCAAUCCUGGAAUACUGGUGACUCCCACAAAAGGUCUCAGAAAGAACAUGGUCUGUCACCAGCAGAGCAGGAAAGACAGCAGAUUCUUCAGGAAAUGAGAAAGAGGACACCCCUGCACACAGACAACAGCUGGAUUAGGCAGCGCAGUUCCAGCAUGCACAAAGAACCUGUUAGUCUAUCUGGUGGUAAAAUGAGGAGAGGUGAGAGUUUAGAUAAUCUUGAUUCUACAAAAACAACCUCAUGGAGACCUCAUUCUUGGAUGGGCCAGUCUGCCUCUUCAACAUCUUUAUCAUCUAGUCAAGAUUUUGGUCGCAAUGUGCCUCCUGUGGUGUCCACUUCAAAUCGUGCCUACAUGCGCACCCCCGCUUCCAGUCUGCCAUCUCCUGCCACCAGUUCUAUGAAAAGCUCAUCCUUGCCUCAUAUUACCCCUUCUGCACCAUCUCCUGUUCCCCAUGCUCAGUCAUCGACUUCAGGUUCUCAGUCUGGAACACAACAACGCAACAGGUCGGUCAGUGGAAAGCGAACGUGUUCAUACUGUAGAAACGUUCUCGGCAAAGGAGCCGCCAUGAUCAUCGAAUCUCUUGGUCUUUGCUAUCAUUUGCAUUGUUUUAAGUGCGUUGCAUGCGAAUGUGACCUUGGCGGCUCACAGGCUGGAACAGAAGUCCGUAUCCGAAACAGCGAGCUCUUUUGCAAUGACUGCUAUCUCAGAUUUAAAACCGAGCACCCAACCAUUAUGUGAUUCAAGCCCAAACAUGAAACCACUGCUACAGAUAGAGGAGGAAGCUGCUGCUGUAGAUCUAUAAAUACAUACUGUGUGUGGUUUUUAAAUAUGUUUUCCUGUUUAGAAUAUGUAGAAGAUCCUAUGUAUCCUUCAUUAAACUUAUUUUGUGCUAUUUAUGAGAACGUAAUCACCAUAAGAAACUCUUCAGGAUUAAAGAUACAAAAUGCCUAAGUUCCAUGAACAACCCUCAUCCUUUUACAUAACAGGAAUGGAAACAUUUAAGUGGUAAUCUCAGAAUGUUGGAGCUGAUGAAAAACAAGCUUUAAUUUUCCAGUUAUAUAUUAAGAUGCUAUUUUUAAUGCUGUUAAAUGAGCAUCAUUGUGAUAAUACGAAUUUGUAACCGCAAUUUCUAUUUUUGAUGUAUAUGCUAUAGAGUUCAGCAGAAUAUUAUGAAAAUGGCAUCAAAAGGCACAGAGGUGGUUGCUGUCUAUAUUUCUAUUUCCAGGUUUAAGUAACAUUAUCCCUUUAAAACUAAAAUGUCAAUUUCAUUCUGUUUGCUUGGGGUUCAGUAUUUCAUUGUACUUUAAUACUUUAAAUCCAAUGGGGGAAAUUAUUUGUGAAGCAUUUUUUUUUUGGUUCUAUGUUUGGAAAAUGUAACUUACUUGCACCUCAAACGCGGUAAUAAGACUGAAGAUUUCCCCCCUUCAUGUUGACUUAUUUUGUAUUUGUAAAUAAAGUUGCUGAUGCUGCACUCAAAA
Anolis carolinensis (green anole) is the source of this 6221-nucleotide messenger RNA. It is a transcript of the gene lmo7, whose product is annotated as LIM domain 7. The record is from RefSeq and is a predicted model, not a curated record. Gene Ontology annotation, biological process: regulation of cell adhesion; regulation of signaling; actomyosin structure organization. Gene Ontology annotation, molecular function: actin binding. NCBI's taxonomy places the organism in Eukaryota, Metazoa, Chordata, Lepidosauria, Squamata, Anolidae. The coding region runs from base 142 to 5481 and encodes 1779 amino acids. The transcript is spliced from 33 exons.